AGAUGAAUAUUCACAUGCGCAAUAGGAGCAGGUCGAGUGGGCGCAAGAGCGCGUGCCAGGCAGCUGGCUGGAUGCAAAUCAUUUCCUUGUAUGGCCGGCUUUGUGUGCGCGCGUGCCUCGGCGGCAUUGUAAUGUGAGCAUAUCCAGCUGCUUUGUGUUCCAGAGAAAUUUCAGUCAGGGAUCCCCCGUUUGUGAACAAUGUGAAGAAAAUCAUGAUUUUCACAAGUUUAUUCAGGGUGGGAUCUGAUUCCUGAACGAAGCCCACAUAUGGCAUAAAUGCCUUCAAUAUCGCCUCUAUCAAGAAGGAGGUAUUCCAAAAGUUAACUGUGGUUUCUAGAAGCUGUCUUGGUAGAAUACCAGUGACUGGCUAUCUCCAUCCACACAGCAAUGGGCAGCUCUUUGUCGGGGCACAAGAGACCCGCCCAGCGCAGAAGCAAGCGAGAGUUUCCAUCCAGGCACUGGGUGCCCUACCCUCUGGGGCCCCCGAGGGGGAGAGGCGACCAGUCGGGCCGGGUGGUUAAGGCGGUAGACCUGACCAGCGUCCUCCAGCCCUGCGGCAACUUCUCCCAUGUGCCAGUGGUCAGCUGGUGGGUGGACUGCGAGUUCCUGCCUUAUGACGACUCCCGGCUGCUGACCUGCAUUGCCCUGCACGACCUUGGGGGUCAGGGGUUGCCGCCCAACCUGCCUCCCUGCACCACCAAUGGGGUUAUUAAUGUUUGGAACCUGGGCAAGCAGAACAGUGUUUCUUCCUUGGCAGGGUGCACGACGGAAAUCCACCGGAAGAGCAGCCUGCCGCACCCCCACUGUCAGAUGGCGCCGGAUGGCAGCUUCGUCUGUUACCUGGAAUCUGGCGGCGUCAUCAUGCGCAGCAUCAACAACGUGCAGCAGGUCUACAAGCGAGAGGCAUUUUUCAGGUAUGGGAUCUACCACUACUGCACUGUGUCUCCUGAUGAUAAGUACCUUGCUACCAUCACAAGACAGAGGCAUUGUUUCCAGCUCUACGUCUUCUCCAUCCAACACUUUUACUCUUAUAAGGAGGCCAAUUGCCAAGACAUCUUUCCAGAGUUCCAAUGGGACAGACACAGCCGAGCUAACAAUGAGCAGGUGGAGUGUCGCUUCUCGCCAGACAGCCAGAUGAUAGCGGUCAGCAGCUCCUCGGGUCAGCUCUUUGUGGCCAGGCGGUCUGGGCUGACCCUGUACCGUGCUGCCCUGCCCGGGGUGUGUGGGCAGCAGGCUAGCCUAGCCAAACCCCGCACCUUUGACUUUGAUCCGCGCUUCGGCCAUGAGGUCCUGGCUGCCUGCUGGUCGGACCAAAUGCUCGUGGUGUGCAACCUCGAACGAGGGACUCUCGCCUGGAAGUCGCACCUGCCAAUCUCACUCGGAAGUCCUGACUGUUUGAAAUACAACCCAGAGGGCACUACCCUGGCUGUGGCUGGGUCCCAGGCUAAGAUUGGGCUGUUCCACUCCAGUAAUGGGGAGGCCCUGGUCCUCCUGGACGGGGCCGAUCAGUGCGUCCACUUUUCCAUGAAACAGCAGCCGGCGUCGGGCUGCUAUCCCACAGUUCUGCGGUUAUCCUUCACCUACAAUGCCUCCCACUUGGCAGCUGCCUCUACGGACGGCUUUGUGCGCAUCUGGUGCCUCCCACGUAUCUCCUCACUGCAGAGCCUGUGCCGGCUAAAGAUCCUAAAGCACGUUCCACUCGAUACAGUUGGUAAGCUACCUCUUCCCAAGAAGCUGACGGACUACGUUCUCUGCAAUCCCAUGUGGUCUUGACCAUGGGGCUAUUAAACAAUCCAACAACGUGAGAGCAGAUGCCACAAAAACCAGCCAAGAAAAGAUUCUUGCCAUUCAUCGAAAUUAAUUUCAUAUCACAGUCAACGAAUGCAUGCAACUUGGUAGCAUGGAAUGGGGUUUGAAAAUCUGGACCAAGUGCGCGUGUUUAUAAAUUCUCAGCUCCACAUUUUCCUGAUUUACAAAGUUCAUCUAUUCUCAAGUCUGAAGAAAAGUCAGACUUCUUCUUGAUAUUCAAUCAACAGUCAAUCUUUUUUAGCAGCUGUUUCGGAUAUCCAGGUUAUGACAGGCAGAGAAAUGGUUAUGAUGUGCAAUUCCGUAAUUAAAUACGGGAGUAUUUGUUCCCUUUAAUGAUUGAAGAAUUCUUUAUGUGUAAUAUGCAAACAUACAGGUAUUUGUACAGAAAACCAAAUAAUGACAGUUUCAGCAGCUUGUAUAGUGUACUACUCAUAUUGUGUUAAGGGGGGUGUUUUGAAACCUUAGAAUUUUUGUUCAUGUUGCCUCCAAGUUUUUUUUAAAAAUUUAUAAUUUCUUUUAAAGCUUUUAGGCCCAAACAAUGCGUGCUAAAUACAGCUUAAAUAUGCAACAGUGGUGGAAGUGAGAUACAAACACACAAGGCACAGGUUGUACAUUUUCAGAGACAAUUUGAAGUACAUACUAGUAGUACAUGAUUGUCAAAAAAUAACCUGGGAAAAUUUUUGAAAAUUGAAACACAGAAGCAAAAUUUUGUUACAAAAUGUGAUGCACUCAACAGUUAACAUAGGAAAGGGCCUUCUCCCCUUACAUCUAAUAACGUGCAAUUACGUGUAGAUAGUGUACUGUACAUUAGACAGGGUAAAAACAAUAAUGUGCUCCUUGCUGUUUUCUUGAGUGAACUAAAUACAGUGUGCAAUAUUUGAGGAAUGAGGAUUAUGGACCGUUUUCUUGCCCUGAAAUGACUGUUUCCGAGUCCAUAUUCAAAGCAUUUAAAAUGUGGAAGCAUAAUAUCAAUGAGAAAAGAAAAAAAAAGGAUUUAUCGACAUGAAACCAAAACUAAAACAGAUUUAAAUCCAGCCAUCACACGUCAGAAUGCAAGUCAACUCAGAACUCACGGUCAGAGAGAGAGGAAGCAAUACCUUUUUCACAAUUCAUUAGAUUAUGCUUGUGAUUCUAGACUGGAGAACAUGUGACUGGUGAGCCUGGCAACUGACUUGCAAUGCCUUGAUUAGACCUCUUUUCGGGAGCAAGACUUGUUCAGUUCAAAGGAAGUUUUUGUAUAGAAUUUCCAUCCCAGGCAAACAAACAUGUCCAUGUGCUAUAAAAUGUGCAACACUGGUAAUGGAUAUUCUAAACAUGUGUCUAGAAGCAUAAAUGCACAAAUGAGCACACAUGCUCAAAUCAUUAUUUUGUGAUGUCAAUGAUUAUAAUGAAUACCUUGUGCAACGACUCAUGCCUGUUAAGUGCAUGAAUUGAACACUUUAACAUAAACAUGUAGGUCAUGAAGCAAGUUUUAAUCAAAAUGAAGUAGGAUAUGGGGCACACAUCCUCCCCUCCCAUGAUACUAACAUAUUUUUUCCAAGAAACCUAGAUAAACUGAAGCACACCCCAUAUGUCACAUUCCUGAAAUAUUUUCCUUUUUUGUCUGACACUGGAAAUCUUUCUUAUUUUUCAUUAGAAUGCCGUGUUAUCCACAAGGCACUGCCCCAAAAGAUAACCUCCAGAAGAUUGGAUUUCCCAGUACAUGUAUCUAGUCAUUUUCAAUGAGGCUAUAAUUAACAAUUGUCAGAUGCCGUGAUUAGAGAUGUGGAUAAAGGUUUAACUUGGAUGAUUGGAACAUGAUGUGGUUUGCACAAGACAACUAAUUGUCUAAUGGAACUAAUGGAUCAUUUUUAUGGGAAGCUGAUCUGUCAGGCUGUUUGGACGAUGAUUGUAAUCCAAACAGCAUGACAGAUCAGCUUCCUAUGAAAACGAUUAAUAACUGAUCAAUCCCAUAGCAACAGCAGAGCAAAAUAUUCGCAGUUCUUUUGUGUAAUCCCCAAGAAGCAGCAUCCGAUAAUUACACAUUUUACAGCUGAAAAACUGUCCCCACUAUUAUUUUCUAAAAAAAGUAAGAGAUGCUAACUAUACCCCCUUUGAGACUGAUGCUCUUCAGUUUACUUGUACAGUAUUGUGAAAUGUGGAAAGUGCAUUUAGCAUGCCACAAGGUCAAACCAGGAUGUAGGGUUAUAUGUUCACCUGCUUCGCACUUACAAACCACUCAAAGGGAAAUUAUUAACUGCAUCCAAAAAGGCAGCAAAUACAGCACAUGUAUGUCGUGCGACCAAACAGUACUUCCUCAUGUUCAGUUUCAGAAAGGCAUCUCGGUCCAGUUAAGCAACAUGUGCGACCAUACAUCAUGCUCAGUGAUAAACUAUGAAAGUAAUGGACAGUGUAGUAAUAAAUGGAGUAUGUGAAAACUGUUCCUUGUGUAAGCCAGCCUGGUUUGAACCCGAAGAUGUGAUAAAUUUAUGCAGUGGAAUAGAUGAAGGGACAGACCAGGCUAGUGUUUAUCGUAAUGCAAAUAUGGAACGUGUUACUCAUACAUUUUUAAGUUCUUUAUCAAGGUAGGAACCUUUUUUAAAGUUACGUUUUUACUUGCAAGACUUGUUGCAUGCCUAAAUGUUAGUCUUCGACCAAAAUGUGAACCUGAAAUAAAGUGAAAUACUGGAGAAAAACAAAACUCUUUUUAUGUGUCAUGUAAAAUAUAUGUCCUUCAGUUCAUUGGAAAGUAAACUGUUGAAAAAAAAUGAAAUUUGCCACAGGGAGAAAAAUCUAUUCUCCAAAUUUGGGAAUGCUACAUCUUUACUGGGUAAGAAUUCAAAAGUUUCUGAAUAGAUUAGCAAAAAAUGCAAGGUCAUCACAAAAUGAAACCAAACCACUUGGUCGAUGUACACUUGUAUGAUUACACCCACAUUUUUAUUUCUUUAUUUCCUUCAGUACAACAUAUUUUACCAACUGUUUUCUUUGCAUCAUAAACAAAAAAUAUUCUGAUAAGCAUAAAAGUGCACAAUAAGGGUGAAUUAAAAAGCAACGGAUAUGACUCCAGAUUGGUUUUUUUUUCUGUUAAGGUUAUUUCACAGUUUGACCAAGUACAUUCACCUCAUCAGAAAUACAUUACAAAAUAGAGUAGGGACAAUCACAGAUGGUUCGGGUGGGGGGGGGGCGAUGUGACCCUCCCCAACACUUCCUUUUUUUUACAAAUAAAGGGAAAGUGGUGACUUGGA
Acanthaster planci (crown-of-thorns starfish) is the source of this 5033-nucleotide messenger RNA. RefSeq lists its product as uncharacterized. Gene Ontology annotation, biological process: protein polyubiquitination; intracellular signal transduction. The record is from RefSeq and is a predicted model, not a curated record. NCBI's taxonomy places the organism in Eukaryota, Metazoa, Echinodermata, Asteroidea, Valvatida, Acanthasteridae. Gene Ontology annotation, molecular function: protein binding.